Penicillium riverlandense is the source of this 1110-nucleotide messenger RNA. RefSeq lists its product as uncharacterized. The transcript is spliced from 9 exons. NCBI's taxonomy places the organism in Eukaryota, Fungi, Ascomycota, Eurotiomycetes, Eurotiales, Aspergillaceae. The record is from RefSeq and is a predicted model, not a curated record. Bases 1 to 1110 code for a protein of 369 amino acids. Gene Ontology annotation, cellular component: cytoplasm; nucleus. Gene Ontology annotation, molecular function: MAP kinase activity; ATP binding. Gene Ontology annotation, biological process: stress-activated MAPK cascade; cellular response to oxidative stress; osmosensory signaling pathway.
AUGGCCCAUUUCACCCAGCAUAUAAUCAUGGGUACACCAUUUGAAACGACAUCAAGAUAUUCUCAAUUGGAACCCAUCGGGCUUGGUGCCUCUGGGCUUGUUUGUUCUGCGAAGGACCAAAUUAUGCACCGGAAUGUGGCUGUGAAGAAGCUGACCGAACCAUUUAAAACGGCCACUGUUGCGAGGCAUAUUUUUCGGGAGAUCAAAUUACUGAAGCAGCUCCAACAUGAAAACAUUAUUCAUUUACAGGAUAUCUUCAUCUCUUCAGCCGAAGACAUCUAUCUUGUGACCGACCUUAUGGCGACCGAUCUCCAUAGUGUUCUGAAAGCGAAAGCUGUUGACAGCCAGUUUACUCAGUAUUUUAUGUACCAGAUUUUGCGGGGUCUCAAAUACGUGCACUCGGCCGGUGUUGUCCACCGAGACCUCAAGCCUAGUAAUAUUUUAAUUAACGAGAACUGCGAUUUGAAACUCUGCGAUUUUGGCCUGGCUCGUCUUCAAGAGGCACAUAUGACCGGCUAUGUCUCCACCAGAUAUUACAGAGCUCCAGAGAUCAUGCUCACCUGGCGUCGAUACAACGAAAAAGUGGAUAUCUGGAGCGCUGGCUGCAUUUUUGCAGAAUUAAUCCUAGGGAAACCCCUGUUCCCGGGCAAGAACCACAUUGAUCAAUUCUGUGUGAUUACGGAACUGCUAGGAAGUCCGCCUGAUAACGUCGUGGCCAAGGUGACUAGUGAAAAUACUUUAAAAUUUGUCAAUUCUCUUCCAAAAAGGCCACGCACGCCGUUGUCUAAGCUUAUGCCUGACGCCGAUCCGAAAGCAAUUUCUUUGUUGGAGAAUAUGCUCCAGUUUGAUCCAGACAAGCGAUGUUCUGCAGAAGAGGCGCUUGCUAUGCCAUACCUCGCGCCGUAUCAUGAUCCUACCGAUGAACCGACAGCAAGUGAAACAUUUGACUGGUCAUUUCUCGAGGCUGACCUACCCGCCGAUGUUUGGAAAACAAUCAUCUACGCUGAGAUUCUGCGGUAUCACGAGACACCAAACGUGUCAACCCCACUCAGCCCACUCAGUCCACUCAGUCCACCCAGUUCAAGUUUAGAUGGAAUGUAUCUAGGGUGA